GAAAGAAACUCGGCCGCUCUUCCUUGUCCAGCAUGUUCUGCCCAUUAGUGGAGCCAGCCGCUGGUGUGUAAAGACUGAAGAGACUUUUUCUUUUCAAAGGGAUCUUCUGUCCAAAAACAAUGACUUCUAAUUCCAACUUAUCCAACAUGCGACGGCUGGUGGAACAACUGAAGCUGGAGGCCAGCGUGGAAAGAAUAAAGGUGUCCCAGGCGGCUGCAGAGCUCCAGCAGUAUUGUCUGCAGAACGCAGCCAAAGACGCCCUGCUGGUGGGAGUCCCUACAGGCAGCAACCCCUUCAGGGAACCGCGCUCCUGUGCUGUGGUAUGAAGGUCAGCGUCCACGAAGCAUACAGCCUUUGUUAUUUCGCCACGUUCGCUGUCAACCUGUGAUCCACUUUUCGUUCCUGAUUCCCCACCGUUGGAUUCCUCUGGCUCCAGUUCUCCAUAUCCUCUGUGUCCCUCUGCUGAAGUCAUCUGGUCCACCUCCCUCUCCUCUGGCUCCCCCUCACUAGUUUCUCGUAUUCUAGUAAACCUUGUCUCUCGCCUACUCAACCAGUAGUUGUUAUUUAUAGGUUUUUAUUCAUUGUGGCAAGUUUUUGUAUUAAUUUGAAAGUAUAGUUUGUCGUCCUUUAGAGGAUGUUUGGUAAUAUUUCUAGUAGUAAGUAUUUGUUAGUAGGAGCUUAUUUCACCGGUCUGUUUGGGAACCUUAGUUUGUCUUUUUGAAUCUUUGUAAAUAAAUUGUGUUUCAUUGAUUCAA
Stegastes partitus (bicolor damselfish) is the source of this 755-nucleotide messenger RNA. RefSeq names its product guanine nucleotide binding protein (G protein), gamma 10 (gene gng10). Gene Ontology annotation, molecular function: G-protein beta-subunit binding. Bases 120 to 326 code for a protein of 68 amino acids. Gene Ontology annotation, cellular component: heterotrimeric G-protein complex. NCBI's taxonomy places the organism in Eukaryota, Metazoa, Chordata, Actinopteri, Pomacentridae. The transcript is spliced from 3 exons. The record is from RefSeq and is a predicted model, not a curated record. Gene Ontology annotation, biological process: G protein-coupled receptor signaling pathway.